Exophiala bonariae is the source of this 960-nucleotide messenger RNA. RefSeq lists its product as uncharacterized. Gene Ontology annotation, molecular function: chitinase activity. Gene Ontology annotation, cellular component: extracellular region. The transcript has a single exon. The coding region runs from base 1 to 960 and encodes 319 amino acids. NCBI's taxonomy places the organism in Eukaryota, Fungi, Ascomycota, Eurotiomycetes, Chaetothyriales, Herpotrichiellaceae. The record is from RefSeq and is a predicted model, not a curated record. Gene Ontology annotation, biological process: carbohydrate metabolic process.
AUGCCACCAGUUCCUCCGAACCCAGUGCCGUCAUGGAACCCCAGGAUCGUUUGUUACUUCCAGACAUAUCAUCAUAACAAUGAAUACAUCUCACUGCUCCCUUUGAUCGAACAUCCAUCGGGGAUCACCCAUGUCAUCUUGGCAGCCAUUCACGUGAAUUGGGACCCUAAUAACCUCACUUUGAACGACGAUUCACCAGAGCAUGAGAAGUACACGCAACUGUGGGACGAAGUACUUGUGCUCCAGGACUCAGGGAUUAAAGUCCUUGGUAUGCUAGGAGGUGCAGCCAAGGGGUCAUUCGCGCGACUUGACUACAGCGAGUCACGCACUGAUGUGCCGAUAGCUCGCUUCGAGGCGUACUAUGCUCCGUUGCGAGAUAUGAUCCGGAGGUACAGUCUCGACGGGCUCGAUCUGGAUGUGGAGGAGGAGACGUCUCUCGUGGGCAUUAUUCACCUCAUCGAUAGGCUCAGAGCGGACUUUGGAAACGACUUUAUCAUCACCCUGGCACCAGUAGCUACUGCCCUAAUGGCUGGACGGCGGCACCUCUCAGGCUUUGAUUACCGCCUACUGGAAGAGGCCAGAGGCAGCAGUAUUGCGUGGUACAAUGCACAGUUCUACAAUGGCUGGGGCGGAUUGCACAACACGGACGCCUACGACGAGAUCAUCCGCAAUGGAUGGCCUGCACAGAAAGUGGUUGCAGGCAUGCUCACGCAUCCCAAGCAUGGAGGGAGUGGGUACGUUCCGCUCGAACUCACUGCGGCGGUCAUGAGUCUUCUGGUGGAGAAGUAUCCACAUUUUGGAGGUGUCAUGGGCUGGGAAUAUUGGGAUGCGCUGCCACAAGAGGAGAACUGUUGGAUGUGGCCUUUUUGCAUGUCUCUGUGUCUUGGUAUGAAGAAACUUAGAGAUGCAGCUUUGAUCGUGCGGAUGGGAAGAAGCUUGGCCAACAUCAACGUUAGAUAG